UGGUAGUGCAACAACAGAAGUUCAACAUGGGUGGAUCAAACUCUAAACAAGACGACAAUAUCUUCAGCAAUCUGGUGCCUAAUAUGGUAUCAAAGAAAGGUGUCGAGCAAUGUUCCUCCAAUGAUAUUCCUCAAAUAGAACGUGAAUAUGCAGAGAAGAUACAGGAACUUAAACAGAAAAACUAUGACAUUGAGAAUCUUAUCUUGGAAGGAGGGGGUACUAAAGGUCUGGCCUACUGUGGUACAAUGACUGUUCUAGAGGAUCUGGGUAUUACUAAGAACUUGAAGAGAUUUGCAGGAGCGAGUGCCGGUGCUAUGUUGGCAACUCUCUUAGCUGUUGGGUUCUCGGCUGCAGAGUUGGAGGUCAUCGUUAGACGGGACAUGAAAAGCAUUGAGUUUUUCCAAGAUGCCACAUUCGGGAAACUCUCCUUACCAUGGAACAUAGUCAAACAUCAAGGUUGGCAUCCAUGCAAAAAAGUUGAGAAGCAGUUUGAACUUUACAUUGAAGAGAAACAGGGAAAGCGCAAACUUACUUUCUUAGAGCUGUAUCAAAAGACGGGAAAAGAGUUGUGCAUUAUUGUGACGAAUUUGACCACAAUGAGCGUGGAAUAUUUCCAUCCAAAAACAACACCUAAUGUAUCAAUAGCUCUCGCCGUGAGAAUGUCUAUUGGAUUACCUGGUUUCGUUCAACCAACGGUGGUGAAAAAACAUGGCCUUAAUCACUGUUAUAUAGAUGGUGGAGUACUCUGCAACUACCCAAUACAUUGCUUCGAUGGUUGGUACUUAUCAAUGGAUCCCAAGGACAGUUUCUUCAGGAAGCUUGAAGACAUGAGUAGCACAAACAAAGAACACAGAUUCGGGGGACACAAUGAUAAAACACUAGGACUUCUCUUGUAUUCUGGUGAUGAAUCUGAAUUUAUGAUGCAAGCUUUUGAAGAAAGAUCUGCCCCUAUUGCACGACCAAAUACUGAACUUGCUAGAAAGAAUGGCAAAUUCAUGGAUGAGCGCAAAGCAAGAGAGCAAGAAAGAACCAAAAUCUUUGAAGCUGCUAAGAAUUUCUGGAUGGUCCUACGAAGCAGCGAUGUGGAUGGCAGUAACACAAUUGACAUCCAUGAGCUACAACAGGCUAUAGAGCACAGUGACUUCAAGGAACAUCAUGCCAAGGCUCUCUUUGGUGACACUCCUCUGAGCACUAUAUUCAAAGAAAUGGACAUUAAUGGAGACGGAGAGAUAACAUUUGAUGAAUUCAUAACAUACAUGGAGAAGAAAAGUGUUGAUUUCAUGUGCUACAUGCAGAACAUGUCAGUCCAGGAUGGCACUGACACAAUAAAUGGAUUCCUUUCUGCCUUUCAAGAAAUGCUGGACAUUAACCUAAAACAGCUAUAUAUGAAGGAUACUGAUGUGACAAGGACCAUUGGAAUAAACACAGACUAUGUAAAAACAACAGAUGUUACAGUUGGACUAGACGUGAAAGAUCAAGACUUUCUUGUUGCCUGUGGUAAAGCUUCUGCCUUACAGUUCUUUACACUGAAGAACAAAUAAUAAACAUUGAGUAUCCUUUACAAAUAAUAAACAUUGAGUAUCCUUUACAAAUAAUAAACAUUGAGUAUCCUUUAUAAAUAAUGAACAUUGAGUAUCCUCUACAAGUAAUAAACAUUGAGUAUCCUUUACAAAAAAUGAACAUUGAGUAUCCUUUACAAAUAAUGAACAUUGAGUAUCCUUUACAAAUAAUAAACAUUGAGUAUCCAUUACAAAUAAUAAACAUUGAGUAUCCAUUACAAAUAAUAAAUAUUGAGUAUCCCCUACAAUGGAGAACAUACAAAUGUAAAUGUUAAACAUUGACCAAACAAAAUGACAUUUGGCUGUAAUUUGAUUGAACAGUUAGUUGCACAUUACAAGGAAUUCCAGGAAAUUUCAUCGGACUAAUAAGCAGUUUAUUGUCAAGGAAGGUUGAAAUUCAUAAUUGUGUAUGGUCAAUCUUUCUUUGUCAGAAACCUUUCUAUACUUAAAACCCAAAUAUGGGUGUUGUGCAUUGAUAUUUCAAUAAUGUGCAAUUUUUACAAUUAUGUGUGAUGUAUAUAUGUUCACAAGUUCUAUAAUAUAAUAUUA
This is a messenger RNA of Owenia fusiformis, 2108 nucleotides long. The record is from the annotation of a GenBank genome assembly. NCBI's taxonomy places the organism in Eukaryota, Metazoa, Annelida, Polychaeta, Sabellida, Oweniidae.